AUGUUAUAUUCGGAUCCUCAGCACAAACCGAUGGAUGCAAUGGAUGUACGCUCGCAGUUUUGCUUCGACUGUAACGCACGAAACCCGACAUGGUCUAGCGUAACAUUCGGCGUCUACAUCUGCCUCGACUGCUCGAGUAAUCACCGCAACAUGAUUGGGCCAAAGGCGACUAGUGCGGCCGCUACUGCAACCAAUGGCACGAAGGCUGGUGCUGCUGUUCCCGCGCCAUUCCCGAGGUUUGGGUUCGGUGCUAUUCCAGGAGCUGGAGUUGCCGCUGACACCGCCAUGGCCGCAGCUUCGUCAUCUUCGAAAGCCAGCUCGAUCCCAGACGAGUCGCCCACUACCGCACGAGACAAAUUCGGAAGCCAGAAGGCAAUCUCUUCUGAUAUGUACUUCGGUCGAGGCUCGUACGACCCUACUUAUAGACGCUCCCCACUUAGCACCUAA
Molecule: messenger RNA, 447 nt
Organism: Marasmius oreades (fairy-ring Marasmius)
Lineage: Eukaryota; Fungi; Basidiomycota; Agaricomycetes; Agaricales; Marasmiaceae
Exons: 2
Coding region: 1-447 (148 amino acids)
Biological process (GO): COPI coating of Golgi vesicle
Molecular function (GO): GTPase activator activity
Source: RefSeq, a predicted model, not a curated record